AAAUGCAUCGUAUACUGAUAAAGCCACACAGGCGCGCGUUGAUGACGACAUAUGUGUCAAUUUACCCUUCUUCCCUACUUCGACUUUGAGAUUCAAACAUGGCGUUGAAUCAUCUGAGGCUGCUGCAGCCUCUCCUGUGCCGCUCCCUGAUCUCCCGAUCUCGUCUCGUGGUCACCGCCGUGGUCAAUGUCAGACCUUCAGCCUGCACUGGCACCGUCCAUCUCCCUGCUGCUGCAUGCAGGUUCUACGGCACCAAAAAAGAUAAGGCAAAGGGUCCCUCGGCUAAAGUGAACAUUAAAUCUGCUUUGGUGGAAGAUAUCAUCGACCUUGAAGAAUUGAAAGAGGAGAUGGCGGCUGUUGUCUAUGCGCUCAAAGAUGACUUCACGCGCAGCCUCAGCAUUCGAACCUCACCAGGGGCUCUGGAUCACAUUAUAGUGGUGACCUGCGAUGGGAAGUUUCCCCUCAACGAGUUGGGUCAGAUCUCCAUGAAGUCAUCUCACCUCCUCAUCGUCAACAUGAGCAACUUUCCUGAAGCUGUAACGGCGGCCACCCGUGCCCUGAGAGAGUGCAGCAUGAACCUGAACCCAGAAGUGGACGGGACGAUUAUCAAAGUGGCCAUUCCCAAAGUGUCACGAGAACACAGGGAGAACCUCGCCAAGCUCGCCAAGCAGCUUAGCAACAAAGCUAAAGAAUCGCUGAGGUCGGUGCGCUCCAACGCCGUCUCCCAGGUGAAAAAAUCUAAAGAAGGGCACUCAGAGGAUAUUCUGCGACUCAUAGAGAAGCAGAUCCAGCAGAUGACGGAUGAUGUUACAGCGGAAAUCGACAAGCAGCUCGCAGUAAAGACAAAGGAGCUGUUGGGCUAAAAGCCAGAUGUUAGAAGCAAAAAUAGCAGGUUUUCAGUUUGGUAUUUCCAUAUUGCUCAGUAGACACAACACAAUAGCGACAACUUUUAUAUGUGCCGGUUUGAAACAAGCCCUGAAUGACUCUGAAACCUAAACUAGGUUCUCGAAGCGACUUCCUCAGAAUAUGGCAUCUCUUCACGACUGCAUUGUUGGUGCUCGAUGCCGCUGCAUUUAGCCACGUUAAGUGCACCCACAGACGUUUGCACGGAAAUAACGACAGACCGCCCGUCACUUCCCUCCACCCUUGUUGCUCUUCCCGUCUUCAAACAAACACAGAGGAAGGGACGAAUGGACUUUUAAUAGGAUUUGCGGGCCUCCUCCUAAUCAAACUCCUUGCCACAGGGGUUGUCUGUUUACAGAACCCAAGCGCACCCGUCUGAAUGUAAACUGGCUGCAGGUUUGUCUUCGUCCCAGAGAUGUGGAAGUUCACGAGCAGAUAUUGUUAGCAUGUUUGCAAACAUUUGUUUCGCAUUGAUUCUGUAAAGGAUGCACGAGGCAGAAAAAACAUCUCUUCUAGUCUUGAUUUAGGAUUAAAUCUCUAUUUAGGAAACAAUCAAAUCAAGAAAGUGACAUUAUUGAUGGUCUCCAUUAAAGAUACUCUGCUUUGAAGCCUAAUGCGUCAUCUUGACUGCCAUGUUUUCCUUUCAUUUUAUUCAGUUCUGUUUUGAAGUCCCCCCCUCUCCUUCAUUAGCUGGAGUGAUAAUGGACUUUUCCUGUGCACGGACCUCAUUGCCCUGGCUGUAGGAGCCACAGUUGUCCAUUAGGGAAAGGGGCUUUUAAUGUUGUGCACUUAGUCUCCUUUGACUUUAAAUAGACGCACUUCUAAAGGCGCAGUUAAGAAAAUCCCAGCAUGAGGAGCGUUUCAGAACCAAGUCACUUCCAAGAAAUGUUGGAGACUUGCCGAGCACCAAACACUCCUGUAGUUGCAGUACUUUUGAAAAAUUAUUUUUAUAGUUACAUUGUUCGUACCAUUGUUACGAUUUGCCCAAACUCUGAUUUGGAAUGUUUAAACCAAAUCGUCUGUUUUUUUUUUAUUUUUAUUUUUUUUUACUCCAUUUAGGAAGCCUUUCUUUUUUUCAAAUUUGAUCUUCCGUGCUUCUUGCAUGUUGCAUUCAAACAAGCACUUCCUCUAAAGGCUUUGCUUAAAUGGCCUAAAGAGGCCGGAGUCAUUGGAUAAACAAGAGUUUAGCGGAGGAGUGGCUGGGCUGGGGCAGAGGAGGGUGGGGUGGAAAUGGCAGGUUUUCGCGGUGAUUCUAGGUCCAUAUGUCAGCAAUUUGAGGGCAUUGUGUAUCUUGGCCUAAAACAGAGGCUUCAUGAUCGAUGGAGGGGUGAAAAUCUCCCCAAGUCUCUGGCGCAGAGCGCAGGCAAGCAGGAGGAAAUUGCUUUCAGCUGAUACCUUCAUUUCAGUUGACAUUUAUCAAGUGAAUUACCCCUGUUCCUUUCAAAUGUUUACUACCACUACGAGCACCGCCCUUUUUUUUUAGGUACUUGUGUUUGCGUGUGUCCGUGUGUUGCAGACUGCAUUUGUCUGCAAGUGAGAACGCAGCAGAGGUUUAUUCUUAGUUGAUGUUUUGUUGUGUCCUUUGGCGAUUCCUCAAAAUAAUAUACAGGAAGAAAUUAGUUCAGUAAACGUUGGAUUUGAAAGGAGAGACCUUUAUGUGCAUUAAGGAAAAGAAGAAAAAAAGUCGAUUUUUCUUGAAAGAAAAAACAUUAUCUAUGUUGAAUCAGUGAUCUGACUUUAAUAUAAACACAGUUGCUCCAACAGUUUAUCUCUCAUUUUGCUGAAAAGAAAAUGAUUUAAAAAAAAUUCCAUAUCAAAUAUUUUUGAAUGUAAGACUCUCAUAAGCUUCUAAAACUAGAAACUCUCUUAAACCUCAAAAAAUAUUGUAUCAUUCUUCCUUUAUUUCACAAGCUAUUUUAUAGAUUUAAAAUCAACAUAAAACAUACAAGAACAAUUUAGUAUAAAAAAAAGGGGCAAAAGACAAAACUUCACUAGAAAAAUGAAGUUUACCAUCUAGACGGUAACCACAAUCAAACCAUGCAGACAAUAAAAACUCAAAUUGAGUAGAUCCAGUAAAGCUUUGAUGAUCUAUUGAGGAAACCUCCUAAUGUUCUCUCUCUGAUAAGUCCUGUGUUGCUGGUUUAAAUUACUUUGUAAGGAAUUGGAAGCAGCAUGACACUGGCAGACGUCUGACCAAUCAUCGCAAAGUCAUAAAGGAUGACUGAAAGCAGUAUCUUUUCAAAUAGUCUUUAACCAAACCAAACCAUCUGCAUGGUGCAUUCAAACAAGACUGCACUCCAGGUUUGAAACCUCCUUGACCAAAUCAUCUACAUGCCGGUUUUUUCCAUUGGAUUACACUGAUACUAGCAGAAGUUCCUUUUCUUUCCGUCUUCUUGUUGAUCAUGUGACCAGCCCAGUGGAUUAACACUGGGGCUCUGCUUUCCAUACCUGAAGUUAACAUUUCUUUGUCAUCUCGUUUUAUCUGGGAAAAUCUGCAGACCAUCCACUAAAUAUUGUUUCAGAUUAACGCAUCGUAUUUAACUAUUUCUUACACAACACCUUCAUUUCCAUCACUUUAGAUCUUCUUUGGUUUAAUUUAGUUAUUUUCAGAUAGAUAAUCCAAAACAUCUAAGUGCAAGUAUGUUCCUCAAUGUAAGUCAUUUCGACCAGACCACAACUGCAGCCUCAUGGGUACAACCUAAUGCAAGUUUGAACUUUGCAGUGCUAAAAAUGUCAGCAUCCUAAAGACAUAACCUGCUGAUUUGACACUUUUUUCUUUAAAAUAAAAUCAACCAGAUUAUUAAUUUCCCUUUUUGUUUGUAAAAUAUGUUCCAAAAGCUACUUUAAGCCAAACACCCUAAACACAAAGGCAAUACAGCACUGGCUGCACUGACAUGACUGUCAUGUCAGCACUGAUCAAAAUGCCGCCUUUGACUCUGUGGGUCAUGAUAUUGUUAACAAAUUAUUAGUUUGUAGGAUUGAAAGACUUUCUUUCAAGAAUCAGAGAUUGAUUAUUGGACCACUGCUUUUCUCUUUAUCUCUCUGGGAGUGUACACACCAAGAUCCUUUCAUCCUCUGUCAUAGGAAGAAGUGCUAAAGGUGUUAAGUUGUUCCUGACAAGAGUUUUACCAAGAAUCCAGAAAACCGACCGCAUCACUCCUGUUCUCAUACCUUAGCACUGCCUAACAGUUACCCGCAGCAUCAAUUUUAAAAUACUAUCACUAGUUUUUAAAUCGCUCUGUCAGUUGCAGAAGUACACUUCUCAUUGCCUGGUUUUAUACAAACUAGUCAGGUUUCUGAGAUCAAUAGAAAACCAUUAAGCAAUAGGGUAAGAACCAAGCUAGUUUAGUCUACUUUUAAACAAUAAAAAGAUCCAAACUGAAGACUCUGCUGUUUUUCUUUUUUCGUGCCUUUAUUUUUCUGUUUUAUGGUCUGCUCUUUAUUCUCGUUUGUCUUUUUAAGGUUUAAAAGCUUCUUUUGCUUUCCCGCGUUUUUGUAAACCCAUUUCAUGCAUUCUAUGUAUAAUGAAUACAGCAUCAAUAAAUCUCCUUUUGCUUUUGAAA
Messenger RNA from Oryzias latipes (Japanese medaka), 4466 nucleotides. It is a transcript of the gene mrrf, whose product is annotated as mitochondrial ribosome recycling factor. Gene Ontology annotation, biological process: translation. The record is from RefSeq and is a predicted model, not a curated record. NCBI's taxonomy places the organism in Eukaryota, Metazoa, Chordata, Actinopteri, Beloniformes, Adrianichthyidae. Gene Ontology annotation, molecular function: ribosomal large subunit binding. Gene Ontology annotation, cellular component: mitochondrion.